AUGUCGAAAGAGUCGAAGAAUAAGAGGAAAGCAGAGAAGAAGGCUACCGAGAAGGCUGCUUCUGAGGCUGAAGCGUGGAAGUCAUCCUCCAAGACCGUACUUGGCCGCCUUACCUAUCGUCUCAAAAAUCUUCCCGACCUCCAGAUCAUUCGAGUAGAGUUCUGGUCCUCGCAAUCUCUCGAUGGAAAUCGCGAGGUACAUACUCCCGAUGAAUAUGUUAAGAUAUACAGCCGUAAGCACCAAGAACCCGCCUGGAAGGAGCUUUUCGAAACUGUUUUUCUGGAUUACAAGGAUAUUGCUGCCAUCAACAAGAAGCCGAUACGGAACAUCAGCUUGGGACGAUAUCCUCUCCAGACCAAAUAUCCUAGGAAUGACAAGCUUGGUCUGCCCGAGGGGCCGAUGGAAUGUCGAGUUACUGGUGUCUUUUUGCUGACUAGCAACAACGACAAAGAUCGCAAGCUCUACUGCAAGUCUCUUGAUCUACUAUUACAGAGCCGCCACGCGAUUAUGGCCCAAGAUGACAAAAAACUUCCUAUGAGUUUGGAGUUUUUCAUAAACAGUCCAGGCUCCGAGACCGCGCCCCCAGGAUUGAAGACAGCAUCCAUAACGCCGUUGAUUGAAGGAUACACACACAAUUCAAGCAGUGGUUCGCAGCAGAUCAAGGAGAGCCUGUACCCGCUAUACAUACGAAGCCGUCUGUCAAUCAAUGCUGAAGAGAAAUUGCUGCACAUGGUAUUUGAUCUGACCUGUGCUCUUCCAACUACCCGUGGAAAUGUCUACGAAAUACUUCUGGAUGUGUUCGGGGGUCACAUGAACGCAGAGAGCAUCGGACGCCUGCAACCCAUUAUCAGGGACCUUCUGGUCGGUCUUCAAGUUCAGCGCAACUAUGAGCAUACGAAACCAAAAACCACAAGUGAAAGCAGGAACACAUGGUCCGAACCGUUCCUGAUCCGUGAGAUCUUGUUUGCCAAAGAAGUUAGGGAGAAAAUUAAGGAUUCCGAUGGAGAGGAAAACGAUGUCUAUGGCUAUUUCAAGAAACAUUACAAUCAAGACAGAGAUAUCGAACACCAGUACCUUCCUCUCAUAGGCGAUGGACGCGGCUCCUACUUCCCGAUGACCAAAGUCAAACUUCCUGAAGUGGUACAGGUUUUCCCUAAAAGCGCUGACGUUAUUUCCCAAGCUCUCCGAAAUAAGAUACGUGACCUCGAAGUCCUCGAAAUGGGUCGCCAGAAAACCAUGGAAUCAAUGGGUAAACAAUUCUGGCGUUUUGUGACGAAGCGACAACAAUAUGCCGAUAUCACAAAGCGAAUCGAUCAGACCGCAAGAAAAACAGUAAUACCUCAGCAACGGCCCAACCCGGCACUCGAACAAAUCGAUCAGUCUGGAACAGAAGAUGAACCAAACGAGCUGCUCGAAAAAACCGGAGAGGAAGAAAACCAGUGGGUUGGUAACGACCUCUGGAACCUGGCGCUCUGA
Molecule: messenger RNA, 1476 nt
Organism: Alternaria burnsii
Lineage: Eukaryota; Fungi; Ascomycota; Dothideomycetes; Pleosporales; Pleosporaceae
Exons: 4
Coding region: 1-1476 (491 amino acids)
Molecular function (GO): protein binding
Source: RefSeq, a predicted model, not a curated record